CGCUCCUGGAGCGCACCCGUGUCUGCUCUUGCACACUCCCAGGGAGAAGGACAGCACUGGCUUCCACUUCUACAGGGGCUCCCUCAUCAGCGAGGACUGGGUGGUCACUGCCGCCCACUGCAGGGUCAGCACGUCUCACCUGGUCAUGACUGGGGAGUUUAACCAGCGCUCAGAUGAGGAGAACAUCCAGGUCCUGACGAUUGCCAAGGUUUUCAAGAACCCCAAGUUCAACAUGCUGACCGUCCAAAAUGACAUCACCCUGCUGAAGUUGGCCACGCCUGCCCGCUUCUCCCAGACCGUGUACCCCGUGUGCCUGCCCAAGGCGACAGACGAAUUCCCCCCUGGUUUGCUGUGUGUCACCACCGGCUGGGGAAGGACCAAGUACAACGCCAACAAGACCCCCGACAAGCUGCAGCCGGCGGCCCUGCCCCUCCUGUCCAACGCCGAGGGCCAGAAGUUCCGGGGCAGCAAGACCACCGAUGUGAUGAUCUGCGCCGGCGCCAGCGGGGUCUCCCCCUGCAAGGUGCGGCCCGGCUCCUGCCCUCCACACACCUGUCCCCCAGAUUUCCCUGAAGAUUGAUCUUGGGGGAGGCUGCCUCCUGGAGCUUGAAAAUCGCAAUCCUGGGUUAAGGCUGCCACCUAGUGGCCAGUUUGAGAACCGCAUGGCUGUGCCUUGCCUCCGACUUCCUUCUGACUCAUUUGGUGCAAAAUAGAAGGUGAACUUGCUUCCUACCUAACUGAAACGUCUGAAUUGAUCAGACGAGAAUGUUCUCCAUUCACAUCGGGACAGUGUCACACUAGUCACUGGCCACCCAUCAGCCCGCAUUGGAACCCACAGCCUGCUGGAUCCUGGGACGGCUUAUAUAGGGACUGUGGACACCCCAAGUGCUAGGAGUGGAAGUUGUCGGCAGGCCGCCCUCCGCUCUCAGGCCUCUCUAGGGAUUUCCUCAGCUGAAGAGAAUCAUCGAGAGCAAGGCCAUGCCUCCUUUCUGGGCAGCCAACAGCCCUGAUUGGUCAGGGGGUUUGUAAAGGCCCGAUCUCUUCACCUACAGUGAGGGUAGUGGUGAAGCCCACCUUGUCCCUGUGCCCAGCGCUGCGUCCCGUCCUUCCUGGACCAGUAACGGCUUCAGCACCUUGCAGGGAAACCAGCCUCCCAUAACUCCCCUGCCCACAUUCAGCAUCAACCAGAUGGAGAAAGUGCUCAGGUCAGCCCUGUCCCAGAUCACCUGGACAGUUGCUCUAAAUGUUCUUUUGGGUGUGGAGUUCCAGAGUUUUGAGGUGAGAAUGGGUAAUUCUCAUGAGUCUGGAUGGGCUGGAGGAAGAGGAAUGGUCAAACGUCAGGAGCCAUUGGGAAGAGAUCUAGGGAAGCAGGAAUUUAAGUGAACUUGAAUUUGCAAGAGCAUUUCUCACUGAUUGCCAACAAUCAGUAAUAGAGAAAGCAUUUGGUUGCUAUUUGAAAUUUUGUUGAAAGCCAUUGAAAUGGGGGCCAUGAAUUGGCAGAACCUCAUCUCUUAGGGUUCUCCUCUUAAGUGGGGGGUUUCGGUUUCUGGGCACCUACUCAAAUGCUCCUCCCAGUUAGCAUCACUUGUUAAAAAGCAGAUGAUGCUAUCCCUUAUUUGAAGCUCUCCUGUGGCUUCUCAUUUUUCUCACAGGGGCAGGCCCAGCCCAUACCUAUGUCUCCAGCUUCCUGAAGCAUGUCCUCUAACCGGUUUUCCUUCUGCUCCUGGGAAGCACUGCUAAUAAGCAAACACCUCCAAGACCGGAGCCCUCUGUCACAAUAUGAUCUUGUUCACCACUGUAUCCCUGGCAGCCCACGAAUGCCUGCUCCCUUGCUGGUGCCUAAAAUGUUUUCUGGAAUGAAUGAAUGUAGCCAUGUCCACUAUCCGUGUCAACAGCUGUGGUCCAGACUUCUCAUGGGGGUUUAUGCUCAUUUUACUAACCAGUAACUGAAGUCUUCAGUACCCAUCUCUGGAUUCUUUGACCUAAGUCUCAGUAGCCUUUAUAGGUGUGUUUUGGUUUCUUUGUUGUAUUUUGGUUAACAUUCUGACAGUUCUUAUAAAACCGAGAAAGGUAGAUUGUCCUUUAUUCAAACAUGUUACAUACAGUUCAGUGUGUAUGUCUGAGAUAGAAGAGCAGCCUCUUGGGAUAGAAGAGAUAAGACCUGAGGAUAAGAAGGUUACCAACACUGCGCUAAGAUCUGGAAAACCAGAGCAGAGGGUCCCAGAUAUGUUCUAUUGACUACUGUUCAGCAGGAUGAACUAUGGGAGUUUUUCCCUUCAAAAUCCCCAGAAUACAGACCUAGCCAAGUCAGAA
Molecule: messenger RNA, 2313 nt
Organism: Mirounga angustirostris (Northern elephant seal)
Lineage: Eukaryota; Metazoa; Chordata; Mammalia; Carnivora; Phocidae
Product: chymotrypsinogen B-like
Exons: 8
Coding region: 146-580 (144 amino acids)
Biological process (GO): proteolysis
Molecular function (GO): serine-type endopeptidase activity
Source: RefSeq, a predicted model, not a curated record